Messenger RNA from Linnemannia hyalina, 4626 nucleotides. NCBI's taxonomy places the organism in Eukaryota, Fungi, Mortierellomycota, Mortierellomycetes, Mortierellales, Mortierellaceae. The record is from the annotation of a GenBank genome assembly.
AUGGAUCUCGCUAUCUCCAUCUUCCAGCAACAGCAGGCCCAGACCCCUUCGCCCCGUCCCAAGCCUGCACCGACCACCACCUCCAACCACUUUCUCUCCCUGCUCUUCUUCCAUGACUCGACUUCGCUUGCUACCGUCAGUCUCGUUAACCAAGAGCAACUCAAGACCUUCCAGUUCCUCAGGAAAGCCUUCGAGGCUGCCCUCGCUACCUUGCUCAGGGAACGCAGUCGCCACCAACUUGUCAUCCUCUGUCCGACCCAGCAGUCCCUCAUCGGUCUCAACACCAUCUCUGGUCUGGAAUGGGAGUGGGGAGGAAUCGACGAAGAGUUCAUAAUGAGCCAUCUUGUCCGCGUUGCAGAGAGAGACCAUCCGGUGUCAAAGGGACUGUCAGUGACGACUCUGAAUGGGCGAUCCUUGAUCCUAACGGACACUACAGUGACAACGGCAAAGGGAUUCAAACUCCUUCGACAGGCGCGACUCGUCUCGGAAAAGAUAUUUUACGACAACGAGGGACGAGGCUGGAUUGUUCAAUUCAUCGAUCGACCCCUGGUCGGACUCUCGCAGGAAGGGCAAGGCUCAAGUUCUGCCCCAGGGUCACCAGGGUUCAAUAAGAACGACAUCCAACGGCCCAUCAACUCCCCACCUAUCAAUCAACUACAAGUGGCUGACAGGCAGGAAAGCACCAGAGCCAGUCGUAGGAACAGACAACGGUCAGGACACUUUUAUACCACAGCACCAUAUCGGGAGACACGGCGGAAAAGCAAGGCUUGGCCAUUGCUCACGCUGCAACUAAUACUGCAGCGGUUCCCAGGAGUCUUUCAGAACCUGGAGAAGCUCAUUAUGGACUUUAACGACGCGAUCAUGACACAGGGCAGUCUGGAAGAGAUUCAUUCGGCAGUCGAUCGCUUACUUGCCGACAGUGUCGACUUGCUGAACCAAGUGGACCCAAAAGUCCUCUCGGCAUUGCUGGACGAAUACGGAGUAACUGUCGAUAUUCUCGACAAGCUCCUGGAGAACUACAUUAUGAACUCAACAUACGACAUUGUCUUUUUCAAGAUCACCUCACACCUGAAGCAGCAAGACUGGGAGCUGGCAGAGGCAAUACGGGAACUGCGGAAUCUAGAUCUUGGACAGGUGGGUUUGCCAGAUACGCCCCAGCACUUUCAGAGCGUCGUGUCUGCGCUCAACGAGUUCCAGUCCAUUGGGGUUUUGCGCACUCCCGAGGAGAAGCUGGCUUGUCUAGUCCAAACCAUCCGUGUCACCAGUACUUUGUCCGGUGGAGCAGAUGACCUCAUCCCCAUACUGCUCCUCACUGUUCUUCGGUCAGGAAUCAGCAACCUUCCGUCCAACCUCUACUAUAUGAAGAAUUUUGUCCUCUUCGGAGACGCCAGUCGAGGCGAAUACGGAUACUCUCUUUCGACUUUGGAGGCCGUCUCACGAUACAUUCUCACGCACGUCAAGCAGCUCUCGCCACUGUCUGCCAGGAAUCAGGAAUACUGGGAAACGAUUUGCCGAGGCGAUAUUGAGGGCAUCAGGACCAUCUACAGCCAAACACCAGACACAUCCAACAUCCAGCCAGAACGACCGACACCCAGCAGACGAGUGUCGACAGUCAGUCUGGAGAAUGGGAGCGACAUGUCCAUAGAUGCCACCCUUCACAUCUCCCUUGCGGCAUCGCCAAUGCAGAGUCGAGAUGCUGAAGGCAACAAUGGACUUCUUUUGGCCUGCAAGUCGCAGCAAGUGGAUAUGCUUCGGUAUCUGCUGCAGGAACAAGGGAGCUCGAUUGUUGUAGCCAACUACGAAAGCAAGACACCGCUUAUGAUGGCCGUCGAACUAGAGAAUGUCGAGUUGACUCGUGUUAUCUUGGAAACUCUGGCCCUACAGGACAAGGAAGCGAUCAAUCGACAAGAUGUCCUCGGGAAUACCACUAUGCAUAUGGCUGCCGCGAAGGAUAACUUGGCACUCUUGAAGGAGCUCUUGUCAGUCGGUCCAAACCUCGGCCUACCCAACAACGACGGCGACACACCUCUCAUCAUUGCUUCAAAACUGAGUGAGAGGAGUGAUCAUUAUCGCAGCUCUGUGCUCCUUCUCUCGUCCAAUAUGAAGUCAGAGGAACUGGAUCGGCAGAACAACCGCGGCGAUACGGCGAUACAUUUUAUUACCGACACAACGCUCAUCAACCAUUUGGUCCAGUGCGGAGCGAACCCUGAGGUCGACAACUAUGCUGGCUGGACACCUCUACUGAAAUGGGCGCUGCACGACAAUGCCGCGGUGGUCAAAUGCUUGCUUGAGACGGGACGGGUCAAUGUCUUGAUGGUGGAUUCUCGAGGAUAUUCGCCACUCCAUAUGGCUUGCCUUCGUGGAAACCUCGAUAUGGUUCAAAUGCUGCAGGCGCACACGCCGAUCGAUCUCCAGUCGGUCAUUGACGGAAGCACGCCGCUCCAGUUGGCAUGUCAGUCGAAUUCGGCCUCUGUGGUCGAGUUUUUACUGCAGAGUGGCGCGAACCCGGAGCUCCGAGAAUGGUCGAACGAAUCACCUGCCGAUAUGACGACCGACAAUGCUAUCCUGGACAUGCUGGAUAAUGCCUUGUUAUUCUGGGAGAGCAGGCAAGGACACGGAGUAGACGUCGUCAAGGCGCCGACCAACUCGACCCAGGAGAAGGCCACGUCAAGUAACGAGAAGGCUGACUCGAAGUCAGUGGCGAAGCGACUCAUCCGUGUCGUCCGUGGAGCUGUGGAACAGGACGGCAAGAUCCGAUACAUUGUCAAAAGCGGCUCUAACUUGCUGGUCGAGUGCCCUGACGCCUGCAUUCCGUCUCUAGAAGGGUUCUUUUCGCCGUUUCUGUUGUCACCCAGCCGUCCAUCCAAGACAGUCCUGGCUAUCUCUGCUCGCAGGCUGGACAUGUUUUUGAACUACUUGUCGGAUCACCCUGUUCUUGCGAACCAUGAGUUGGUCUGGGAAUUUAUGCUCAUGCCAGAACUGCAGCGAGAGAUGAUUGCAGAGAGAUCGCAGUGCAAGCAGGAAAACUCUUUCGACAGCAUCUUUGACAACUACCCGUCCGUUGUUGAGAAUCUAGAGCAUGAAGAGACAUACUUCAAGUUUUUGAGCGAGGAGAUUGUCAAACUUGACAAGGCAGUUCACGACGUCUGGGUCUGUUCUCGAAAGCUGAAUCGCAGCGCUCAAGAUGUGCCUCAGGAACUGGAUAUACUAUCGACUAUGCUGGACCGAGCUGAUCAGAUCAACUUUGACAACAAGGAUGAAUACGUGCUGGCGUUAAAGUCGAUUGCAGCGACUCAAACUACAAUGUACACCUCUGACAUUGAGUCGCUGGGAAACCUCUUUGAAGAUUUCUCUUUUGUCAUCGAGGGUACUCUGAGGGCAUUGCAGCAUCCGCAAGAGAUUAUCAACUCUAUCCGGCAACUACGAGCAUCGGCCGUCAAGUCUGAGCAAUCUAUGCGACGAAGCGACAUGUGGUGGUCAGGUCUAUCGUCGAUUGGAGAAGGAGCUAUGACAGCGAUCGGCGGAGCAGGAGCGGCGUUGGGAGCGGUUGGUAAUGCAGCAACCUCAACAUUUGAGGCCGUCUCUGGAACGAUUGCGUCUGGCGGUAUUGGACAUUCUCAACACGCGCGGUCAGCCUCUGAGGGUGUCGCCAGUAAACGACCGUCAAUCACAGGUGGGAGACGAGCCCUCUCUCCUCAGCCCAUAUCAAGAAUCGUUCGGAUGCCGACCACCCCACCCUCUAGUCCUGCUAACGAGUCAACACUGGUGGUGAGGCUGCCGUCGACCCCUUCACAGAGCAGUAGUACUACCACAUUGACGCCGGUUCGACCUCGAUCUCGCCAGUUCCAGGAUCUAAACGCAAGAAACUUGUCUUCAUCGUCAUUGCUGACAACCCCGUUCACCUCUAUUGCAGCUGUUGCUUCGGCUGCCGUUGGUCAAGUGCCGCUGGAAGAGAUUCAAGACAAGAUUGGAAAAGCGUCGAGUUUAUUGAACAGUCUUCGCGGUUCGCUCUUUGAGGAACUCGCGCAUCUUCAAAAUCACCAUACCAAGGAACUGGAACGAUCGAUGCGCGACUUUGGGGCACGGCAACUGCAGAUUGAAAAGAGUCGGCUGCGUGACAUGAUGGAGAUCCUUGACGAGCUUCGAGUGGAAACGGCAGCCAACGCAACAACACCGGCGUCAGUCUCUGGAUUGGGAUCUUUGAUGCUUGCAGGAUCCACAAGAGAUGUAACUUUGGGACACGGUAGCCGAGGCGUCAGUCGGCAGCCAUCUUCGAAUGCUUUGGGUCAAAUUGCAGGUGAACUUUUGCAAGACGGAUCAUCAGGACUGUUUGGCGAUCAUGAAUACGACGAAAAGGCAGAGGCCCGACUAAUGCAGCAGCGUCAAGCCGAUAAGAGUCUCCAACGCAGUCGCUCUCUUUCGGCUCAUUCAGGACAUGGGAGUCCUAGUGAGUCAAACAGAGAAGCAGCCCUUGGCCAACACACUGCCAGUGAUGAGAGCUUUUACGGUCGUUGCGGUUCCGAUGAUUCGGGUUAUGAUCCGGAGGACGAUUUGGACGAUUUGGACGAUUUGGACGAUUUGGACGAUUUGGACGAUAUGGAUGAUUCGGAUAACUCGGAUGAUUAG